CUCCCCGCCAUAACCUGGGCCUGCUCGAAAUUUGGUGACCGAGUCAGCGGAACGACGGUUUUCUUCUCUAAGUCUUCUUCCAAAGUUUGCCUUCUUCGCGUGGUCGUGUUUGCACCGAUCACUUCCUUUUUUCCGGUGGACCUGUUCAUCGAAAUCAGCAGCCAUGGCCAAGCGCACGAAGAAGGUCGGAAUCUGCGGUAAAUAUGGUACCCGAUAUGGUGCCUCUCUCCGUAAGAUGGUCAAGAAGAUGGAGAUCACCCAACACAGCAAGUACACCUGCACAUUCUGUGGCAAGGACUCCAUGAAGCGGGCUGUUGUUGGCAUUUGGUCCUGCAAGCGUUGCAAGCGCACUGUCGCUGGAGGUGCCUGGGUGUAUUCCACCACAGCUGCUGCAUCAGUGAGGUCAGCUGUCAGGAGGUUGAGGGAAGUUAAGGAGAAUUAAACUAUAUAAGAUACA
Messenger RNA from Frankliniella occidentalis (western flower thrips), 457 nucleotides. RefSeq names its product 60S ribosomal protein L37a (gene RpL37A). Gene Ontology annotation, cellular component: ribosome. The coding region runs from base 164 to 442 and encodes 92 amino acids. Lineage: Eukaryota; Metazoa; Arthropoda; Insecta; Thysanoptera; Thripidae. The record is from RefSeq and is a predicted model, not a curated record. The transcript has 3 exons. Gene Ontology annotation, biological process: translation. Gene Ontology annotation, molecular function: structural constituent of ribosome.